Molecule: messenger RNA, 2687 nt
Organism: Macaca mulatta (Rhesus monkey)
Lineage: Eukaryota; Metazoa; Chordata; Mammalia; Primates; Cercopithecidae
Source: RefSeq, a predicted model, not a curated record
GCCUGGAGCUGCCGCGGGCGGGCGGAGAGGGCGGACCCUGCUCUAGCGGGCCGCGUAGCGGACAUGGCGGGCUCCCGGCUCCCGCGGCGGCUCUUCCUCCAGGGCGUGGCGGCCGUCUUCAUGUUCGCCUUCGCUUCCCUCUACACGCAGAUCCCAGGCCUGUAUGGCCCUGAGGGCAUCCUACCUGCAAGGAAGACGCUGCGGCCGCAGGGCAAGGGCCGCUGGCAGCAACUGUGGGAGACCCCCACGCUGCUGUGGGAAGCGCCGAGACUGGGGCUGGAUACGGCCCAGGGCCUGGAGCUUCUGAGCCUGCUGGGCGCACUACUGGCCCUGGGGGCCCUGCUGCUGAGCCCACUGCGUCACCCCGUCGUCUACCUGCUGCUGUGGGCUGCCUACCUUUCGGCCUGCCAGGUGGGCCAGGUGUUCCUUUAUUUCCAGUGGGACUCCCUGCUGCUAGAGACUGGCUUCCUGGCCGUGCUGGUGGCCCCGCUGAGGCCAGCCUCCCACCGCAAGCAGGCCCCCCAGGGCGGGCAGGCAGGGGCCCUGCCCCAUGAAGACCUCCCCUUCUGGCUAGUGCGCUGGCUGCUGUUCCGCCUCAUGUUCGCCUCAGGCGUGGUCAAGCUGACCAGUCGCUGCCCCGCGUGGUGGGGGCUCACUGCCCUCACCUACCACUACGAGACCCAGUGCCUGCCCACGCCCGCCGCCUGGUUCGCACACCACCUGCCUGUCUGGCUCCACAAGCUCAGCGUGGUGGCCACCUUCCUAAUCGAGAUCGCCGUGCCGCCCCUGUUCUUCGCCCCCAUUCGACGCCUGCGUUUGGCUGCCUUCUACUCGCAGGUGCUGCUGCAGGUCCUGAUUAUCAUCACUGGCAACUACAACUUCUUCAACCUGAUGACGCUGGUGCUCACCACUGCGCUGCUAGACGACCAGCACCUGGCUGCUGAGCCUGGCCAUGGCAGCCGCAAGAAGACGACCACCUCCUGGCCCAAGGCCCUGCUGGCCACACUGUCGCUGCUGCUGGAACUAGCCGUUUACGGGCUUCUAGCCUAUGGCACUGUGCACUACUUUGGCUUGGAGGUUGACUGGCAGCAGCGCACCAUCCACUCCAGAACCAGUGAGUGCCGACUUGGGGGGGGCCAGAGGGCAGGGGCGGACCAGUCCUCACACCCCCCUUCUCCGCCAGCUUUCACCUUCCACCAGUUCUCUCAGUGGCUAAAGACACUGAUGCUGCCCACCGUGUGGCUGGGUGUGGCCUCCCUGGCCUGGGAGCUGCUGAGUGCCCUCUGGAGGUGGACCCAGGUGCGGGGCUGGCUACGGAAGUUCAGUGCUGCAGUCAAACUGUCCCUUGUGAGCACUGCGACUGUGGCCUUGUUCUUGAUCAGCCUGGUGCCGUACUCCUACGUGGAGCCCGGGACCCACGGGCGCCUCUGGACUGGGGCCCACCGCCUGUUUGGCGCCGUGGAGCACCUGCAGCUGGCCAACUCCUACGGCCUCUUCCGCCGCAUGACCGGGCUUGGUGGGCGGCCUGAGGUGGUGCUGGAGGGCAGCUACGAUGGCCACCACUGGAUGGAGAUCGAGUUCAUGUACAAGCCUGGGAACCUGAGCCGGCCUCCCCCAGUUGUGGUGCCCCACCAACCACGCCUGGAUUGGCAAAUGUGGUUUGCAGCCCUGGGCCCGCACACACACAGCCCGUGGUUCACAAGCCUGGUCUUGCGCCUGCUGCAGGGCAAGGAGCCAGUGAUCCGCCUCAUCCAGAGUCAAGUGGCCAGGUAUCCCUUCCACAAGCAGCCGCCCACCUACGUCCGAGCCCAGCGCUACAAGUACUGGUUCUCCCAGCCUGGAGAGCAAGGCCAGUGGUGGCGGCGCCAGUGGGUGGAGGAGUUCUUCCCACCCGUGUCCCUGGGAGACCCGACGCUGGAGACACUGCUCAGGCAGUUUGGGCUGCAGGACAAGAGCCCACCCCGGGCCCGCAGUGCCAACAGCACUCUGGCCCAGGCCCUCCACUGGACUCGCACUCAGCUGUCUCCUCUGGAGGCCCCCGCCCUGCUCUGGGGGCUCCUCGUGGCCAUAGGGGCUGUCAGAGUUGUGCAGGCCCUGCUAGCACCCUGGUCUCUCCGGUCCUCCCCCCUGGCACCAGCCAGCGGGGAGAAGCGCAGGCCAGCCCCCCAUAAAGACUCUGGAGCUGCCUCCGAACAGGCCACCCCAGCCCCCAACCCCUGUACCAGUAGUUCUCGGACCGCCCGGCGAAAGAAGUAGCUGUUUUCUCCCGGCCGCGCAUCCUGAGAGGGUUGGGUCCCUGGGACUGCUCUGGCCUCCGGCAGGACAGGACCCAGCCACUGUGCCUUAGCUGACCCUGCAGGGCCGGGCACAGGUUGGGGGGCUGCCCCUGGGGUUUGCAGGGUGCUGCAUUGAGGGCUCCAGGCCCCACCCCCACGCCAGCCACGCCCCUCCCCAGGACUCCCACUGUUGCCUCUGUGAUUGGCCCAGGAGGGAAACACGACCCAGCUCAAGACCCCUGGGCUGUGGGGGUCUGAGUCUGGAACCCCCACCCCAGGCCCCAUGCCGGAGGGGAAGAGGCUGACUCUCAGGGAAAGAGGGGAAGCACCGUCAUCUUCCACGUCAUCUUCACACCAGCCCAUCCUGCCCUUUAGAUCUGGGCACCAAUAAAGGAGUCUUUUGUGCUUGGC